CUAAUAUAAGGCAACCAAUUGGUCAGCUGUCAAAAUUUAAAAAGAAAAAAAAUAAAAAAUAGGAAAAAUCCUCCAUUGUAAUCAGGUUCUCUUCGAGUAGUUAGCUGUAGAAUAGGACAUUAGCGUAAGUAACAAUGGAAGAUAACCCUCCGAGCGAUGACGAAGUUAACAACAGUCCAGUUAGUCCAAAAAUUGGAGCUAAAAAGUUAAAGCUGAAUGAUGGAAGCUCUCAAGACAGCCUCAACAAGGAUUCAGGUUCUUCAAGUAAACGCGAGAAGGAUGAGAAUGUAGACAGUGGAGUUUCUGCUGAUAAGUCUGAGAGUACUAGCAGCGAUGAUCGUGUCAAUAUGGCCGUGGAAGGGCCUUCCAAUGAAGUGGUCAAUGUGGCACCUUCAAGUAGUAAUGUUAGAGCUAUAUUGCUUAACAUAAGGCGCCCGAAACGCGGUCGGAAUUAUAGGAAACGAAAAACUCCAGAUCGGGAUUCAGAUAGUAAUGAUUCUUCAAGGGAUUCUGAUGAUUUGUCUGUGGAGGAAACUGUACUGAGUGUGAGAACACAGGAAAAUAGCAAUUCAGAGGUAGAAAGUGAUGAUUACCAAAGAUAUCUUGGUGGGUCCUUCUCUGAAAUGUCGCCAAGUGGGAGUUCCUCAUCAUCUUCAGAGACCAAUGAUAGUUAUGAUUCGGACGUUACCGAUGAUGUCGCCAGGCAAUCCGAUGACACGGACAGUGAUAAUCUGGUGUGGUCGAGGUUUGAAGUCGGGGGCGCUGAGAGCACUGACACUAGCGUUCUGUUGAAGGAGAGGCCCAAACACAACUAUCAUAUAUGUAGAGAAAUAAUAAACCGCGAGAUGGGACUGACAUUUCCGUGCGGCAAGACAGGCAAAUAUGAAGUGAUGUUUGAGAAAAAAUUUUACAGUUCCUUGCAUUCAAUCUAUCGUUUGGAUAAGUUGCACUACCUCAACGAACACAAAGGCUGUGUUAAUUCUAUAAAUUUUCACCCGGAAGGCCACCUUCUAGCGUCAGGGUCAGACGACACCCACGUGAUAGUGUGGGACUGGGCCCGGAACAUACCCCUGCAGAAGAUUAAGACGGGUCACAAGUCCAACGUGUUUCAAAGCAAGUUCCUCUACCUCAAUGCUGAGAGUCAGUUGAACAUCGUCACUUGUGCUAGAGAUGGCCAGGUGCGCCUCCUGCAAUGCCCCCCGAGCGGCGGGCCGGCCGUGGCGCGGCGCCGCCUCCUCUCGCACGCGCGCGCAGCCCACAAGCUGCACGUGUGCGCGGCCGAGCCGCACGUCGUCAUCUCCGCCGCCGAGGACGGGCUCGUCAUGCAGUGCGACGUCAGGGACGACCACCCUUCCAGGUUGUUCCAAGUGCGCGACCAGCGGCGCACGAUCCCGCUGUACAGCGUGAGCGGGCACCCGCUGGAGCCGCGCCAGCUGGCCGUGGCGGGCCGCGACAGGUUCGUGCGCGUCUACGACAGGAGGAAGUCCACCAAGCCGCUGCUGAUGUAUUGCCCCUCCGCUUUUGUGCUUCAUAACGGUCAAAAGAAAUCUACGCGCUACGCUAUGAUGCACAUGACUUGUGCUGUUUACAACCACGACGGCACCGAGAUACUCGGCUCUUACAACGAUGAGGACAUCUACCUGUUUGAUACUAAGAAAGACGUGUACGACAAAGAUGACACGACCGGCGCCAAAGACGGUUACACGCACCGCUAUAGCGGUCACAGGAACAGCGCUACGUUCAAAGGCGUAGCAUUCUUCGGGCCAAAGAGCGAAUACAUUGUGUCCGGGUCGGAUUGUUCCUACAUCUAUAUAUGGGAGAAGAACAGUGAAGCCAUAGUGCAAUGGCUGAAGGGUGAUGAAAAUGGAGUGGUGAACUGCAUAGAAGGUCACCCCCGAUGCCCCGUGCUGGCCAGCAGUGGGCUGGACAGGGACGUGAAGAUCUGGUGGCCAGCGCUGCGGAAAGACCCCAAAUAUGAUGGACUGGAAAAUCAAAUCAAAGAGAACAGGUCCAAGGUUCGAAGUACUCUGUUCCACGAUUUCCUGCCAACGUUGUACACGGCGUGGCGCGGAGAGAACUUGCUGCCUGAUGACGACGACGGACCGGGAGCCCUAUACCGGGAGAACAUUGACUUUGACGGCAACGUGUGCACGGCUUUCUAGUGAACGUUGUAACGUAACGGUGAUCGGAUGUGUUUGUGACAUUUGUAAAUGGAUAUUGUAGGUGAUGUGGACAUUAACUGAAAAUUUAAAAGUUGAAAUUUUUUUUGGAAAAAUUUUUGAUUUUUUUUAAUCUUGGCGUAUUUAUAGUCACACGCUCUCUGACUAUGCUUCGGGGCUUGGGGUCCGAUUUCCUGCAAACUUUUGCUUUGUCUUGAAAUUUUUGGAUAUUUCUUUCGAGAGACAUUUAGAAACUCUAAAAAAUACUGUCUGUGUGACUGUGGUCAUUCAAAUUUUUUUUUUUUAUUGUAAUGUAUUGUAAAGGAGUUUAGUAUUUCCAGUUUGUAACUACUUUUGUGGUUAAUUCUAUGAAGGUAGACCGCUUUCAGAGAUACAUUCAAAAAUGGAAGUCUGACCACAUAAUUUAAAAAUAGUACACUGAAACCAGCUAUAUACAUUUACAAAUGAGACUAGAAAUACCUACCGAUUUCUAAUAAACAUUUAAAAAUAGAACUCUGUAUUCAUAACCGUUGUUAAGGCGCCAACUAUUGAUUGCCAUUGUUUUUUUUUAUUGUACCGCUUUAUAGAUAUCAAACUUAUACGCACCUAUGAAUGUGUAUACGGACCGUUAAAAAAAAUACUAAAUACAACUUGAACUAAGUGUGUAAAUGCUUGGUACUUGAAAAUUUUAAUUUGAGAUUAAAAUCAAGGAGAUGUGCUAGCAUGAGAAUAAGUCUUUUACAUAAAGACGUCAAAAUGUAUGUAUGUAUGAUUCCAGAAAUCAAAAUAGGAAGCUGGGUGUAAAAAUUGUAUAAAACUUUAAACUUUUUCAUUAAACUCUCUUAGAUAUCUGUUCAGAUUAGAGGUAGGCUAAUUCUAAAACUGGUAUUUUGCUCGCAAAUUUAUUUUCGUCAGUUGGCUAGCACUAUCAAAGAUUUAAAUGAGCGAGCAUCGAUAGACUAUCUUACGUAUGAGUAUUGAUUUACCCGUAGAAUUCAGAAUACGAUGAGACUAUAGAAGUGCUAAGUACUGGUAAAUGUGACGUUGAAAGUUGGGGCAGUCACACCAUCAAAGCACUUUUUUUGACUUUACAUCUGAAUCCGAGAUUCGACAGUUUGAUAACUACGUAAAAAAUUGUGCGAUUAUUUCGUAGUAUGGCAUUUCUACUGACUUAUAUCGUUCUGAUUUCCAUGGAUAAAUUUAUGGUUAACGACGGUUUUCUAUAUUUAUUUAUAAUAAUGGUGGUAUUAUGGUUGAAAAAGCCAUUAUAAUUGUUUUUCGUUUAAUAUCACAGGUAUGCGAGAUUUUAGAAAUAAGUGAUUCGUACAAUUUAAAUUAUCACUUGUUUGUAUUGUUUGAUCAUCAUACCACUUUCUAAUAGUGGCAAGAUUUAAUCCUGUGUGAUAAAAAUUGUAAAAGUUUAAACCUUAUUGUGAAAAUUGUUGAUAUUACUUUUUAUAUUUCAAUUAUAUGUUUAUAUAAGUAUUUAUGUACUAAGCUAAUUUUAGAUGUAUGUGAUAAAAGAAUAUAGCUUUUUGUUUCAUUGUUUGUUGCGUUCUCAAGAAUCUUUUAUUUUUACCUUAGAUUAGUGAUUUUAUCGUGAAAUGAUUAAAGAGGAGGCUUAAUUAUUACA
Molecule: messenger RNA, 3792 nt
Organism: Amyelois transitella
Lineage: Eukaryota; Metazoa; Arthropoda; Insecta; Lepidoptera; Pyralidae
Product: DDB1- and CUL4-associated factor 8
Exons: 12
Coding region: 135-2162 (675 amino acids)
Cellular component (GO): cytoplasm; Cul4-RING E3 ubiquitin ligase complex
Molecular function (GO): protein binding
Source: RefSeq, a predicted model, not a curated record